Molecule: messenger RNA, 1299 nt
Organism: Kluyveromyces marxianus DMKU3-1042
Lineage: Eukaryota; Fungi; Ascomycota; Saccharomycetes; Saccharomycetales; Saccharomycetaceae
Gene: WRS1
Product: tryptophan--tRNA ligase WRS1
Exons: 1
Coding region: 1-1299 (432 amino acids)
Biological process (GO): tryptophanyl-tRNA aminoacylation
Cellular component (GO): cytoplasm
Molecular function (GO): ATP binding; tryptophan-tRNA ligase activity
Source: RefSeq, a predicted model, not a curated record
AUGGCAGAAAAAGUAACUGAAGAUUUGAAAAACCUUUCAACUAAGGAGGAACCAGUGGCAGACCAAGUUGUUACUCCUUGGGAUGUCGAAGGUGCUGUUGAUGAAAAUGGUGUUCAGCAAUCUAUUGACUAUGAAAAGUUAAUCAAGCAAUUCGGUACCAAAGCUAUUGGUGAAGAAACAUUGGCCAGGUUUGAAGCUGUAACAGGACGUAAACCUCACCACUUCUUGCGUAAGGGAGUGUUCUUUAGUGAGCGUGACUUCAACAAAAUUUUAGAUCUGUAUGAACAAGGUAAACCAUUUUUCUUGUACACUGGUCGUGGCCCAUCAAGUGACUCUAUGCAUUUAGGUCAUAUGGUUCCUUUCAUUUUCACAAAAUGGUUGCAAGAUGUUUUUGACUGUCCAUUAGUUAUUGAAUUAACUGAUGACGAGAAGUUCUUGUUUAAGCCAAAAUUGACGAUUAAUGAUGUCAAAAAAUUCACAAAGGAUAACGCAAAGGACAUUAUUGCCGUUGGAUUCGAUGCAAAAAAGACCUUUAUCUUCUCUGACUUAGAAUACAUGGGAGGUGGAUUCUAUGAAACUGUUGUGCGUAUCUCUAGACAAAUUACAGGCUCCACUGCGAAGGCCGUUUUUGGUUUUAAUGACUCAGACUGUAUCGGUAAAUUCCAUUUUGCCUCUAUUCAAAUUGCAGCUGCUUUCCCAAGUUCUUUCCCAGAUGUUCUAGGCUUACCAGAUAAAACUCCAUGUUUGAUUCCAUGUGCUAUUGACCAGGAUCCUUACUUUAGAGUUUGUAGAGAUGUUGCUGAUAAGCUAAAAUACAGCAAACCUUCAUUGCUACAUUCUAGAUUCUUCCCAGCUUUACAAGGUUCAACCACCAAGAUGAGUGCUAGUGAUGAUACCAGUGCCAUUUUCAUGACUGACACACCAAAGCAAAUUCAAAAGAAGAUCAACAAGUAUGCAUUCAGUGGUGGUAAAGUUUCUAUUGAAGAGCACAGAAAGUACGGUGGUAAUCCAGACGUUGAUGUUGCAUACCAAUACUUAUCAUUCUUCAAAGAUGAUGAUGAAUUCUUAAAGAAAUGUUAUGACCAGUACAAGAGUGGUGAAAUGCUUUCCGGAGAAAUGAAGAAAUUAUGUAUCGAGACUUUGCAAGUAUUUGUCAAGGAUUUCCAAGAGCGCAGAGCUGCCGUAGAUGACGAAACUUUGGAUAAAUUCAUGAAACCACACAAAUUGGUUUGGGGACAAGAAGAAAGACUAGUCCCAGUCAAACCAAAGGAAGAUAAAAAGAAAGAUUCUAAAGCUUAG